This is a messenger RNA of Myotis myotis, 2062 nucleotides long. It is a transcript of the gene RRP9, whose product is annotated as ribosomal RNA processing 9, U3 small nucleolar RNA binding protein. NCBI's taxonomy places the organism in Eukaryota, Metazoa, Chordata, Mammalia, Chiroptera, Vespertilionidae. The transcript is spliced from 16 exons. Gene Ontology annotation, molecular function: snoRNA binding; protein binding. The record is from RefSeq and is a predicted model, not a curated record. Bases 276 to 2030 code for a protein of 584 amino acids. Gene Ontology annotation, cellular component: small-subunit processome.
UCAGGGCGCGGAGUGUUGCCAGACUGCCGGGUUCAGCCGCCACGUGAGUGCUCCGGCGGCCGCUGCCACACACCGGCGGGCAGCAUGUCGGCGACUGCGGUGGCUCGAAAGCGGGGGAAGCCGGCCUCGGGGGCCCGAGCCGGUGCGGGGGCCGGCAAGCGGCGGCGAAAGGCCGACUCCGCCCGGGACCGGGGCAAGUCGAAGGGUGGCGGCAAGAUGAACGAGGAGAUCUCCAGUGACUCCGAGAGCGAGAGGUGAGCCCUUCUUCCCACUUGAUGGAAGCGACCCCCGAGGCCCGCGCUUUGUGGAAGUCUCCCCUCGCUCCCAGGAGGACAGAGGAGGAGGAGCAGGAGGAGCUGGAGGAGACCGCGCAGGAGAAGAAGCUGCGCCUGGCCAAGGUCUACCUUGAGCAGCUCCGGCAGCAAGAGGACGAGAAGGCCGAGGCCCGCGAGUUUGAGGAGGACCAGGUGGCGGGGCGCCUGAAGGAGGACGUGCUCGAGCAGAGGGGCAGGCUGCAGAAGUCGGUGGCGAAGGAGAUCCAGGCCCCAGCCCCGGCCGACAUUCGAGUCUUACGGGGCCACCAGCUCUCCAUCACAUGCUUGGUCAUCACCCCCGACGACUUGGCCAUCUUCUCCGCCGCCAAAGACUGCACCAUCAUUAAGUGGAGCGUGGAGAGUGGACGGAAGCUUCACGUGAUCCCACGUGCCAAGAAGGGUGCAGAGGGCCAGUCCCCCGGCCACAGCAGCCACGUGCUCUGCAUGGCCAUCUCCUCCGACGGCAAGUACCUGGCCUCGGGCGACCGCAGCAAGCUCAUCCUCAUCUGGGAGGCCCCGAGCUGCAGGCACCUGUACACCUUCACGGGGCACCGGGACGCCGUGUCGGGGCUGGCGUUCCGCCGAGGCACCCACCAGCUCUACAGCACGUCCCACGACCGCUCGGUGAAGGUGUGGAACGUGGCGGAGAACUCCUACGUGGAGACGCUCUUCGGGCACCAGGACGCGGUGGCUGCGCUGGACGCUCUGAGCAGGGAGUGCUGCGUGACGGCGGGCGGCCGGGACGGCACCGUGCGCGUGUGGAAGAUCCCCGAGGAGUCCCAGCUCGUCUUCUACGGUCACCAGGGCUCCAUUGACAACAUUCAGCUCAUCAACGAGGAGCACAUGGUGUCGGGCGCCGACGACGGCUCCCUGGCCUUGUGGGGCCUCUCCAAGAAACGGCCGCUGGCCCUGCAGCGGGAGGCCCACGGGCUGCGGGGCGAGCCGGGCCUGGAGCAGCCCUUCUGGGUGUCGUCAGUGGCCGCCCUGCUCAACACAGACCUCGUGGCCACCGGCUCCCACAGCGCCUGCGUGCGGCUCUGGCGGUGCGGGGAGGGCUUCCGGCAGCUCGACCCUCUCUGCGACAUCCCCCUGCAGGAGAUGGACCAGCCUGAGAACACUGACGAACGCCCCGAAGAGGAGCCUCAGCCGCAGCGGGAGCCAACGGGCUCGCCCCCAGCACCGCGGGCCCUAGAGGUGAAGGCGGAGGCGAACAAUGCGAAUACAGUUGAGGCAAAGAAAGUGGAUAAUGCUAAUGAAGGACCCAAAAAAAUCUUACAACACAAAAGUAGGCCCCCCCCUCGCGACCCAGAAGUGGUGAAGAUCCAGGCCUGGUGGCGGGGCAUCCUGGUGCGCCGGUCGCUGCUGUUCGCGGCCCUCGGAGCCCUGACCAUCCAGCGCUGGUGGAAGCAGAUCCGCAUGCGGGCGCUGGAGGCGCGGCGGCGGGCGGUGCUGGAGGCCUUCACGCGGAAGGAGUGGGCUGCGGUCCGGCUGCAGGCCUGGGUCCGCAUGUGGCGCAUCCGCCUGCGCUACUGCCGCCUGCUCCACGCCGCCCGCAUCAUCCAGGGCCAUUGGCGGUGCCGCCCCUGCGGCUCCCGGGGCUUCAUUAAGGGCCACUACCGCGUCACGGCCAACCAGCUGCACCUGGAGCUGGAGAUCGUGCUGGGCUCGGAGCCCUGCAUCGUGUCGGAGUGUAUUCCCCUCCCAGUAAAGCAGUGACGCCCGUCCGCCUGUGUGUCGGGCCGGCUCCG